GGAGGGAAACCGGCUAUCUGUGUGGGAGCGGUGCGGUGGGUGCUUGCAGGCCAUGGGUGCUGAAACGGCCCGUGUAAAUAUCUAUCCCUGCUGUUGGCUUGUCUUCUUUUUUCUUUCUUAAGGAGUUUUCUUUAAGAUGGUUUCAUGGAGUUUUAUGGCCAGAGGUGGAGCUGAGGAGGUUUAAUGCGGAGGCUGGAUGGAAGCUGAGUGAGAGUUGCUUGGUUAAAUAAAGUCUCCUAAGGACAACAUUCUCUAAUCGCCAAAGAUGGCAGCUGCUGCAGAUGUGAAGAAUGGUUUGCAUCCACAAAAGUGUUUGUCCUCUGUGUUCAGACAUUGAUGUUCAGCAGAUCUUCUGGUUCUGCAUAGAAGGGAGAUCUGGGUGCAUAAACAUUUUUGCAAAUGUCCCUAUUUCCAUUUUCAGAAGACCUUUACUUCUGGAGAUUAAUGUUGUUUCUCACAUGGAAAUGCUUUCUAUUAAAAUGUUCUAAUGUUGUGCUCACCUUGGAAUUGUCUGGCUACUUGUCUUCAUUGUAACACUUGCAGCUCUAGCAUCAGUGCAGAUGCAACAUGCUUAACAUCCAUCUGCAGAAAAAAUAAUUUCAAGUGUUUCUCUGGAGAGACCCUGCUUUUGGGAAAUGGGAUUGUGAUAUAUGUUUUUCUCCAUUAAUCAAUGUAGGCAGUGAUAGUGCUGCAUAUCUCUCAUACACCAUAUUGGAGAUGACAGCUUACAGUAUACAUGUCUAUGUAUGACUUACUAGUAUAAGAAAUAUGUUGUUAAGCCUUGCUAAGUAUUUUUACAUUGCAUAUACAAUAUAGGAUGCUAUAAUCUUAUCAGUGGGCCUGUCAGACUGUUUGUCUAGAUGCUUUUGGUUUGUGUUUGAUUGUUCUCAAUCAACAUACUAAGGAAAAUGUCAUUUGAAGCUGGGAUUAGCGUGUUCCUGUAGUGUUUAUUCUGCCUUUCACUUGCUUUUCCCUUCAGUGCUAGAGGAGGUACUGGCUUCCAUUGAGCAUGAACUGCAAGCAGUGGAGAUGCAGAUUCAAGAGCUUGUGGAUAAGCAGCAGGAACUCAUUGAAAAGAAGAUGAGAGUAAAGAAUCUGAUAAAACAGUCCUCAGGAGACGUGGAGGCAAGUGGAAGUAAAGAAACUGAAACCUCGGCUGAGGCAUGGAACAAAAAAGAUUUUCCAUGGUAUGAGGAGAUAAAAACUGCACUGCAGGGAAAAUUUAAACUCCAGAAGUUUAGGUCCCUGCAACUUGAAACAGUAAAUGCUGCAAUGGCAGGAAAGGAUAUAUUUCUUGUCAUGCCUACAGGUGGUGGAAAAAGCCUUUGCUAUCAGUUACCAGCUGUCUGUUCUGAUGGUUUCACACUUGUGAUAUGUCCUUUGAUAUCACUUAUGGAAGAUCAACUCAUGGUUUUGGAACAGCUUGGUAUUUCUGCAGCUUUAUUAAAUGCAUCAAGCAGUAAGGAACACGUGAAGUGGGUUCAUACUGAAAUGCUGAACAGAAACUCGCAACUGAAGCUCGUUUAUGUGACCCCGGAGAAGAUUGCAAAAAGCAAAAUGUUCAUGUCAAAGCUAGAGAAAGCUUAUCAAGCAGGGCGUCUUGCUCGCAUUGCUGUAGAUGAGGUCCAUUGCUGUAGUCAAUGGGGCCAUGACUUCAGGCCUGACUACAAGUCUCUUGGUAUCUUGAAAAGACAGUUUCCCAAUGCUCCCUUGAUUGGAUUGACAGCAACUGCUACAAAUCAUGUUUUAAAGGAUGCUCAGAAAAUUUUACAUGUUCAGAAGUGCAUUACCUUUACUGCUUCUUUUAACCGGCCCAAUCUUUACUACGAGGUUCGGCAUAAGCCUUCAAAUAAUGAAGAUUUCAUUGAGGACAUAGUUAAGACCAUUAAUGGAAGAUACAAAGGACUUUCAGGAAUUGUUUACUGCUUUUCUCAGAAGGAUUCUGAGCAAGUUACUGUGAGCCUGCAGAAACUGGGAAUCAAGGCAGGAACUUACCAUGCAAACAUGGAUGCUAAAUAUAAGACCAAAGUUCAUAAAGGAUGGGCAGCAAAUCAAAUCCAGGUGGUAGUGGCGACUGUUGCUUUUGGCAUGGGAAUUGAUAAACCUGAUGUGAGGUUUGUAAUUCAUCAUUCUAUGAGUAAAUCCAUGGAGAACUACUACCAAGAGAGUGGACGUGCAGGUAGAGAUGACCAAAAAGCUGACUGCAUUUUGUAUUAUGGGUUUGGAGAUAUAUUCAGAAUCAGCUCAAUGGUAGUGAUGGAAAACGUAGGGCAAGAGAAGCUGUAUGAUAUGGUGUCUUACUGCCAGAAUAUGAACAAGUGUCGCCGAGUCCUCAUAGCCCGUCAUUUUGAUGAAGUAUGGGAUUCUGCGAACUGCAACAGAAUGUGUGACAACUGCUGUAGGGAGAACUCAUGUGAGAAGAUGGAUAUAACAGGAUACUGCAGGGAUCUAAUCAAGAUACUGGAGCAAGCUGAAAACAUGAGUGAGAAACUCACGCCACUGAAGUUAAUCGAUGCGUGGUCUGGGAAAGGUGUAUCAAAACUCAGGGUGGCUGAAGUUACUCCACCAAAGCACCCUCGAGAGGAGCUGGAGAGAAUUAUUGCUCAUUUACUCCUGCAGCAGUAUCUGAAGGAAGACUUCAGCUUCACAGCAUUUGCUACAAUAUCCUACCUGAAGAUAGGACCAAAAGCAGGUCUGCUGAAAAAUGACGGACACAUCAUAACUAUAGAAGGGAUAAUAAACAAGAAAAGCGUUCACAAGGACAAACCAUCUCAGUCUUCGAAUUCAAAAGGACGCAGAGAAAAUGCCCAGACUGUUUCAAAGACUGUCCAAGAUUCAGUUGUGAAGAAGUCACAGGAACAUAAACGGCCUAACUCUGGUCCUAACUUAAAAGCAAAGAAGCUUAAACUUCAGGCAGGUGGAGAUGACCAACCAGUAGUUCUUGACUGAGUUUCACAGACUACAUUUAGGAUCUAAUCGUGUUUGUUUCUCCAUGGACAAUGCAGUGUGUAAGUUCAUUUUGUGUUUUAGUAAUGGUAUGGAAUUUUUUGCAUUUUUUUAAUAAAAACCAGGGAAACAAGUAUAACUCUCAAAUCUAGAAGAACUCUAGUUGUCAAGGGAAAAAUGCUUCAUAUCUAAAUAACUGGUGUAUAUUUUAUGAUACAGCAAUGACUACAAAAUGUAAAUAAUUACUGUGUUGCCUUUUUAACUCUUUUGGAAAUAUAUUGUGUGGUUCUGCAAUAUUCUACUAUACAGGCUGGAAGGGACUUGAGAUCAUCUAGUUCAGCCACCUAUUUAAAGCAGCUCCAGUUGAAACAGGGUGCUCAGGGCUGUGUCCAGUUCAGUUUUGACUGUUCCAAAAGUUGGAUAUUCCACAGUCUCUGUCAGUACCUGUUCCCAGUGUUUGACCAUCUUCACGACCAAAAGAAAAAGGGACAUUUCUUAGAGCUAAAUAUUUUUUUUUCCUUUGUUACAACUUGUCUGUUGCCUCUUGCCCUCCCACUGUGCUCUUUUGCGAGGGGUCUGGCCCCAGUGCUGUUAUGCUCUUCCAUUAGGUUGUUAAAGACAACAGCAAGAUUGCAACAAUCACUCCCCUUCCUCUUGGUUUUCUUCUUUUUUAAUCUGGAAGAAAUCCAGUUUUCUGUUUCUCCUCUCUUAAGCCCCUGAUUCUCUCUGAGCACCUAGGCAGAUUGGUAGCCCUCUGACAGACUCAACCCAGUCUAACUGUGUGUUUCUUUCACUGGGAAGUGCAGAACUUAACCCAGCACUGUAGCUGUGACCUUGCUGGUGCUGAAUACCCAGGAAGAGUCUUUCCCCCAAAUUGCUGGUUACGCUCUUGCUGAUACAGUCUACUAUGCAGUUGUCCUCUGUGCUGCAGAGGCAUGCUGCUGAUUCAUGUUCAGCUUGUUAUCUACCUGGAAGUACCUUUUCCGCAAAGGUACUUUCUAACCAGUCUGGCCCCAGCCUGUGCUGUUGCAUGGUGUUAGUCCAUCCCAGCUGCAGGUCUUUAUUGUGCCUUCAACUUAGAGGUCCCUGUCAGCCCAUCUGUCCAGUCUGUCUAGGUCCUUCAGACUAGCAGCCCUGCCCUCCAGUGUAUCAAAAGCUCUCCCAGCUCCGGUAUUGUUGGCUGACUGGCUGGAGCACACUCCAUCCCCAUACCUAGAUUGUGAGUGAAGACUGUAAACUGUAUUGGCCCCAGUACUGAUCUGAGUGUUGCCACUAGUAAAUAGCCACCCGGUGGACUCCAUAUCACUGAUCCCAACCCUUCGAACCAGGAAGUCCAGACAACUUUCCACCUCCCUUGUUGUACAUUUCUCCAGUCUGUAUCUCACUGAUAUAAUUUCCUUGCAGCUAAAAUAGGAGAUCAGGUCAAAAGCCUUGCUAAAAAAUCAAGGUAUAGAAUAUCCAUUGCUACCCUUUUAUUCACAUAGGCAGUUAGCUCAGUCUGGUUGAUCAGUUAUGAUUUGCUUCUGGUAGAUCUAUCUGGCUGUUCCAAAUCACCUCCGUGUGUCUGAAAAUGUCUUCUGAGAGUAUUUGCUCCUUAAGUUUUCUGGGACAUGGGAUAAAGCUCACUGGCAUGUUACUCCUUAGACCCUCCUUUUUGAACACAGGUGAGAUAUUUGCCUUUUCCCAGUCAUCAGGAAUGUCCCACAGUCUCAAAGUCCUUUCAGAAAUUAUAGUCUUGCACUGACCUCUACUACCUUUCUCAGUACUUCUCAGUAUAGCCCAUCCAGUCCUGUGGAUUUGUGUUCAGGAAAUUGGCUUAAGUGAUCUGUAACUCCAGCUUCCUUUACUGCUUUACUCCCACAGACUGUUAGUAGGCUUGGGGACCUGGGGGGUCUGAGGGCAAGCCUUACCAGUGAAAAUGAGGCAAAAAAUGGGUUGAGUACUUCAGUUUUAUCCAUGUCCCGUGUGACUAGUUCCCCUACCCUCUGAGCAGGAGACCAUGCUUUCAUUACCCUUUCUUUGCUGCUUGAGGUACUUACAGAAGCUCUUCUUACAGCUCUUCACAUCCUUUGCUAGUUCCAGCUUCCACUAAGCUCUUACCUUUCUAACUCCCUCCCUGCAUGCUCACACAGCGUCUCUAUUUGUCGCAUGUACCUUCUUCCAUUAUCUAUCGGCUUUUUCUUGUGUUUGAGCCAGCUGAGGAGUUCUCUGUUCACCAUGUUGGCCUUCUGACACCCUUUCUUGAGCUUCUGCACAUAGGAAUAGACUGUUUGUGUUUUGAGGAGGUUCCAGUUUGGGAAUCAAGCAGCUCUCCUCAGCCCCUUUGCCUUCCAGGGCAGCCUUCCUGGGAUCCUGACAAAUCCCUGAAAAAGCCAAAAUCUGCUCUCCUGAGGUCCAAGACAGUGGUUCUACUGUGUCUUCCUAAUUUUUCUGUUGAGUUUGAAAUUCUGAAUCACCCAGUCACUGAGCAGCAUCUGAGAUCUGAGCACCCAGUAAGAAACAAACCUGCUGAUGUCUCCACUCCCCCCAGGAGGGAUUCUCUGGUAUCUCUCAUCUUCCUUUUUCUUUAUUGUGUGAACCCUUGGCUCAGGCUCAGCUGGCAUCGAUGCCUCCCUUGGUGGAAUCAUCAUCCUCAUCUUUCUUGGGGCACUGUACCUAACCUGCAGUGGGUGGAGAAUUUCUGUGUUGCUGGAAGCAAGAGGUUUCGAGCCUUCCCUCCUGUAGGAGCCUGAAUCCCCAGCUCCUGUGAGGGUAGUCUCAAGGUUUUCCCUCCUUUGCAGCACAGGACUCAGGUGAGCCUUAGCUCCUCAGAGUCUCUGUGAAGACCCUGUCAUCUCCUGUGCCUCCUCCUGAUUGCUACACAGGCUCCUCGCCUCCUCCUGCCGCUCCUUCAAACAGCAACUCAGCGCUGCAGCCAGGGCACAGCUCCCACCGGGGAGACAUCAAACAUCCAGAGACCUGGGCGGCUGCAGCACCCCUCCUCUGGAGCCAUGUGUGGUCAAAGCCUCUGCUGCACCGUGGACAGUUCUUCCAGCUCAGUGCAUGCCACCAUCACUGCAGUUUUGAGCAGAGAGAUGUGGCCUGCUUCUGCAAUACUUAUACCUACUACUGCGUAUUUGAGUACUUAAGGGUACUUUAAAGAAUUUCAACUGGGCAUUGUUAAAACAUUGCACUACUUCUGAGUUGUAGACAAUUUUGUGAAAUAUUGUAUGUAUUUCUCUCUUUAAAAAGUGUGUUGCUCUUAGAACUGGAUUUCUCUAACUUGUUAU
Columba livia (rock pigeon) is the source of this 6215-nucleotide messenger RNA. It is a transcript of the gene RECQL, whose product is annotated as RecQ like helicase. NCBI's taxonomy places the organism in Eukaryota, Metazoa, Chordata, Aves, Columbiformes, Columbidae. Bases 1030 to 2949 code for a protein of 639 amino acids. The record is from RefSeq and is a predicted model, not a curated record. Gene Ontology annotation, biological process: double-strand break repair via homologous recombination. Gene Ontology annotation, cellular component: cytoplasm; chromosome. The transcript has 16 exons. Gene Ontology annotation, molecular function: four-way junction helicase activity; ATP binding; 3'-5' DNA helicase activity.